Helianthus annuus (common sunflower) is the source of this 1128-nucleotide messenger RNA. RefSeq names its product RNA polymerase II subunit 5-mediating protein homolog. The record is from RefSeq and is a predicted model, not a curated record. The transcript is spliced from 2 exons. NCBI's taxonomy places the organism in Eukaryota, Viridiplantae, Streptophyta, Magnoliopsida, Asterales, Asteraceae. The coding region runs from base 1 to 1128 and encodes 375 amino acids.
AUGGAAGAGGAUGGUGAAGACUACACAAAGAUGUUUAAUGUCAUGCAAGAAGAAAUUUCUAAGAUGAAUAAAGAGCUAGCAAAGAUGAAUGCUAUAAAUCAGACAUUAAACCAGCUUCUAAGUGAAGUCAGUGAAGCUUCAUCAAACGAAAUGAAAGCCAUGAAGUUAGAAAUGGAAGCAAUGAAAGCAGACAAAGUGAUGAAAGACAAUCAGCUUAGUAUGCUAUAUGUUGUCAUGGAAAGUUACCUGAAAAUAGAUGUUCAUGCUGCUUUCAAUGAUCUUGAAGUUAAACGAACUGAAGAGAGAAGAAUUGAAAGAGAAAGGCGAUUGGCCGAAGAAGCUACUCAGCGAAGGAAAAGUAUUAUUGAGGAAACACAAGAGGCUGGUGGUUCUUCAAACCAAACUGAUGUUGAAAUGACUGAAGCUGAAGCAGAUCCUCUGGAUUCGUACUAUGCUAUUCAGAAGAAAAAGAAGGCAAAAGAAAUGUUGUUGUUAGAAUGGAAGACACAACAGUUUGUUCUUGUUGGAAAACCAUCCACAGUGCCUUACAGCAUAAAAGAGAUUGUUCGCCAAGUCAAAAUUGAAGAAAGGCGAAAAGAGGCAAAGAGGGCUCGUGGAGAAAUUGUGGAUAGUGAUUCUGAUUUGGAAAUUCUCGGUGAUGAAGAUGAAGAUGAAAACAAUGAUGAUGACAAGUCUGAUAAGAAAGAUGACAAGGAUGAUAAAGAUGAUAAGGGUAAUGAUGACGAUGAUCAGGGUGCUUCUGGGUUAUUGGUUGAGAAUCCUAAUGUACUAGAAAAGAUUGAAGAGUUGCUAAACGAUGAAAUCAAUGAACAGGAGGAUAAUCCACAUCAUGAAGCCACAACAUUUGGAAAAGAACCUGCAGAUCACGUAUUCCUUACUAACCCUACGGUUAUCUAUCUGAAUACUCAACAUGAGGGGGAAAUUGAGGUUCAGAGGUCAAGAGAAGAGAUGUUGGAAGAAUUGGGAUUGAAUGAUGGGAAAUUUAAGUUCGAUAUUGAAGAUGAGAUACCUCAGUCAUCUGAAGAUGUAUUUGAGCCUAGGUAUGCUCAUGAAGCUAAUCAUUACAACGAUGUUAUUGUUGAAGACACUUCGAUCAGAUUCCUCUGA